AUAAAAAUGGCUUAUAGGUACGUUCUUCUUCAGUGUGAACACCCAGUUAGUGAACCAACCGGUCUCGCUGUAACGCCGUCCGGAGCGCGGUGGACCAAGCAACACCAUAACAGAGCAGCAGCGGACGAAACCAUGCUGCGAUAAUGCAGCUCUGCUGUUGGGUGUGCCUAUUUCACAACCGCCGCCACCAUUAGUCGAAGAUGGUGCGUCACCAGCCAUAAUUGCCGAAGAAUCACGCGAGAACGGACCGAAAUCCAUUCGCGGAUCCAGCGAAAAGAAGAACCUAGCUGCACCGAUAUGGAAUUCACUAAACAAACGUGUGGCUCGCUGUGCUUGACAAGGCAAUCGGCCCCAUAGUCACUUCAGAAACUAUUCGACAUCAUGGCCUCGCACUUAGUGGAGUUCUUCACGACCUUUGGCAAUUUUUCCUUCUGUGGAAAAGAUCCGCUUGUCGAUCAUUGACACAAAUGAGUGACAAGGAAGACGACCCAGUGCUAGCCUUCUUGCUGGGCUCCAUGCCGUCGUUGGACGCAAUCGAGCACAACACUGUUGUAUCGAGAGAUGAGGCUGCGGCUGAAGACGAUCUUCCAGCGCUGGAGCCCGCUUCCGACAGCGACGUGGAGCCACACUCCGACGUCAGUGCAACAGCAGAGGGCAGCAACAACAGCGACUGGGACGCCACCACCUCGUGCGAGUCGGAAGAUGACGGCAAUCUUGUAGACAUUCGGCAUCGGGAGGCGACCGACCAAGAGAUUUGCACGAAAGAUCCGGAAUUGAAACGCAGCCUGGAAGACCAGAACAAUCGCAUUGCGGAGGCGGAGCACGAGGACGACUGCACUGAUCCAGCAACUGUAGAUUCGGGUGAUGAGGUCCAACAGGAAGAGAAAAGAGUACCUAAGGCAACGAAGAGCUCUAAACCCGUGGCUAAGUCAAAUCGAGCGGUGGUAAAGAGCAAACGGUUGGUGACGGAGACCAAGGACCGAGAUGGUAGCGAUCCGGUGUUGGAAGAGUUAUUCUUUGUGGGCUGCGUUGCCACUGUGUUGGUCGCGUACCUUGUUGCAUGUGUUUACAGUUUCUUCCAUCCGUUAGUGUUCCCUUUACCGGACUACGAGGAGCUGUACUCCGCAUACGACAUCUCGAAUGUUUCCGUUCGUAUCGUGAACCCCGUGGAGAACUCUUUUAUCACUCCGCAAGGGGUUUCAUUCGAGUGGCAACUUGUCAAUUUUCCAACCGAGGCGUUACAUUUGUAUGGAGCGGAGGUAUUUCGCUACCAAGUAUCUCUGGAUGACGAAAUUAUCACGUCGGAAAUCGGAUUUCUUGCACUUCAGGACGAUGACAAUGGUGCGGAGGCAAUCAAUCGUACUGUACACUUUCCCAUUCCACUAAGAAAAUUUACUCGCGAGGAUGACGAGAACGAGUUGUUUAAACUCGAUCUUGAAGUUACUAUACCGAUUCCUGGUUUAAUCGAAGAACUCAAGACAUACAAGCAAGAUGCAUACGUUCGAAAGCCACCAGCUCCCUCUCGUGAGGAUGGAGUGCACAUAACGCUUACGUCACCUGUGAACGGUGCUGUCUUCGAGCAGCAUCAGUCUAUUAUACUCGAGUACAGCGCUGUGAAUGUACAAAAGUUGGUCGUGCACGUUGACGGUAAAGUGUAUCUGGAGAAGACCUACGUGGACGAUGGCAAUAUGUUAUUCCGUGGACUGGGCGUGGGGCCCCACAAGUUCGAAGUGCAAGCCGUGAACGACCGGAAUGAGGUUGCAGCGUCUAGCACAGUGCAUGUAGAGAUAAUUUGAGCGCUUACAGGAUGAAUAGCGCUAGGGAAACCUGGAUGGAGUUAGUGUACCCAAAUAUACGGAACUUACAAUAAUCCCACCGUAACGGGGAAAAGGG
This is a messenger RNA of Phytophthora nicotianae INRA-310, 1893 nucleotides long. RefSeq lists its product as hypothetical. The record is from RefSeq and is a predicted model, not a curated record. The transcript has a single exon. NCBI's taxonomy places the organism in Eukaryota, Oomycota, Peronosporomycetes, Peronosporales, Peronosporaceae. The coding region runs from base 468 to 1796 and encodes 442 amino acids.